AUGGUCAACCCCACCGUGUUCUUCAACAUGGCUGUCAAUAAUGAGCCCUUGUGCCACGUCUCCUUUGAGCUGUGUGCAGACAAGUUUCCAAAGACAGCAGAAAACUUUCAUGCUCUGAGCACUGGAGAGAAAGGAUUUGGUUACAAGGGUUUCUGCUUUUACAGAAUUAUUCCAGGGUUUAUGUGGUUUAUGUGUCAGGGCAGUGACUUCACACACCAUAAUGGCACUGGUGGCAAGUCCAUCUAUGGAGAGAAAUUUGAUGACGAGAACUUCAUCCUGAAGCAUACAGGUCCUGAACCCUCACAUCCCCAAACCAAUUACUUGUCCAUGGCAAAUGCUGGACCCAACACAAAUGGUUCCCAGUUUUUCAUCUGCACUGCCAAGACUGAGUGGUUGGAUGGCACACAUGUGGUCUUUGGCAAGGUGAAAGAAGGCAUCAAUAUUGUGGAGGCCAUGGAGCGCUUUGGAUCUAGGAAUGGCAAGACCAGCAAGAUCACCAUUGUUGACUGUGGACAACUCUAAUGAAUUUGACUUGUGUUUUUUCUU
This is a messenger RNA of Pan troglodytes (chimpanzee), 546 nucleotides long. Its product is annotated as peptidyl-prolyl cis-trans isomerase A-like. The coding region runs from base 1 to 522 and encodes 173 amino acids. The transcript has a single exon. Gene Ontology annotation, molecular function: peptidyl-prolyl cis-trans isomerase activity; cyclosporin A binding. Lineage: Eukaryota; Metazoa; Chordata; Mammalia; Primates; Hominidae. Gene Ontology annotation, cellular component: cytoplasm. Gene Ontology annotation, biological process: protein peptidyl-prolyl isomerization; protein folding. The record is from RefSeq and is a predicted model, not a curated record.